AUGGAAUGCCUCCUCCGCAGACUCCCAAUCCCGAAAGACGGCGGUCAUCCCGCAGUCGGCGCAGGCAUCGCGCUGGUCGGUCACGUCGGCGCUCCCAAGGCCCGGGACGCAGACAUGAUCACUCCCACGGGCACAGAUCCCGCAGCCAUCAACGCCGUCAUCGUGGAGAGGAUGAUCGUGGACAUCGUGCCUCCCCCGGCGUGCGUGGCAGCCCGCCUCGCACGCGGCCCUCCCUCCCGCACGACCCUACUCGCGGACGACAUUGCAGCCACGGACGCCGUCCUCGUGGAGAAGAUGAUCGAGCACGUCGUGCCUCCCACGGCGUACGCGGCAAUCAGCCCCGUACGAGCUCCUGUCCCAAGCAACCGUCCACUGACCGCCUUUUCCACCCCUCUCACAUCACAGUUGCGUGGCAAGGGACGUGGCUCUUCUGGUAAGGGAGCGGGGCGCCAACGAGGCAGAGGCCGUGGAACACCGCUGGUCCCAGCCAUGGCACACUCCAUCACUGCAGCUCGGCAUGCCGCAACCAAUGAUCAUCCUCUAACAUCUGCUCUCCCUGUUGCCACCUCUGAAGCAGCCCCAGUGGGCUUUCUGGUACGAGGGGUAGGGGAAGAGUCGCUGGAAGGUGCCAUCAACGGCGUGCUAUCUGUAUCACCCACCCUCUCUGAAGUGUCUCGGGAUUGGAUUAGGCUCCCGCCUGAUGGCAGCGGACGAGGGGUGUGCCUCAUGCUUGCGCACCCCCGUUUCCGGGAACGAGAUGUGCUCGUGCAAAUCAUGCAGGAGCUUCGCUCACAUGCUGUCGUGGGUCGCACCACUUCAGAACGAACCGUUGCUAUUGCCACCGAUCAUGGACUGGUCCGCCUCAGCCUGUCUCGUGACGCCUCCAACUGUGUUGCGGCGGGUACGGCGCCCCCACCCAUCCCAGUGCCAUUGGACUCAACAGCCGCGCCUGCUUCAGACCUGUCCACGCUUGAAACCAGCACAGGGGCGACCGAAGGCGUGGAAACUGGUGCCAAUGCAGUGCUCAUGCCGGACCCGCCUGCCGCGCCCAUGCCAGUGUCUUCUCCUGUGGAGGGCGAGGCCGCUGCAUCAGCCUCUGCCCCGACACCUGCUACUGAAGCACCCGAACCGCACCCUGUGUCAUCGACUCCGGUUCCUUCAGCCACUCCCGUGGUUGAGGAGCGUGCUAUCGAGCCCAACCCGGCAGCUAAUGGAAACCGCAACAUAUCGGUGCGUGUGCGGGAACGGGACUUUGAAGUGGCAGGAGUGCGCACUCUCAGGGAGUCAAGGGACUGGCAGUGUGCAGUGUGCCGUGCUGAUAUGUUAGUCGGGGAGUCAGUCGCGGUAACGCUCUGCAUGCAUCACAUUCAUACGGAAUGCCUCGAACGUUGGCUCACUCGUGCAACCCAGCCCGAAUUGCUUUAUGCAGCGAGUGAACCCGUGGUUCGCUGCCCGGAGUGCAAUGCGAACCUCCUCGCGCUCGUCGCCCCCUGA
Molecule: messenger RNA, 1494 nt
Organism: Symbiodinium sp. CCMP2456
Lineage: Eukaryota; Dinophyceae; Suessiales; Symbiodiniaceae
Source: the annotation of a GenBank genome assembly